Molecule: messenger RNA, 2969 nt
Organism: Mustela lutreola (European mink)
Lineage: Eukaryota; Metazoa; Chordata; Mammalia; Carnivora; Mustelidae
Gene: ZNF527
Product: zinc finger protein 527
Exons: 5
Coding region: 314-2140 (608 amino acids)
Biological process (GO): negative regulation of transcription by RNA polymerase II
Molecular function (GO): DNA-binding transcription repressor activity, RNA polymerase II-specific; RNA polymerase II cis-regulatory region sequence-specific DNA binding
Source: RefSeq, a predicted model, not a curated record
CUCGUGGUUCGCGGGGUUCGUAAGGAAAAGCUGAGCAGCGUCCAGUUCAGCUGGAUGUUACCCCAGCUGAGCUCGGGGUCCCGCGCGCCUCAGUCCCUGCUCACCUUCACCCCGCGAGGGAUUCUGGGAGGGGACGUCGCGGGUCCCGAGUCGCUGGGCGGGUUUCCAGAGCCCGCCGCGCUGGGAGGGGCACAGGUCCGUGAAUCGCCAGGUCCACACACCCCACAGUGGUCUGCCAUUUUUUUUUUCCCCUUUAAUUCUCUCUUCUCAGGACUUUGUUCUCCAAAAGGGACUACUGAAGAAGGAAAGAAGGAUGGCUGUUGGGCUUUGUAAAGCCAUGUCCCAGGGUCUGGUGACCUUCAGAGAUGUGGCUCUAGAUUUUUCCCAAGAGGAAUGGGAAUGGCUGGACCCGUCUCAGAAGGAUUUGUACAGAGAUGUCAUGUUGGAGAACUACAGGAACUUGGUAUGGCUUGGACUCUCCAUUUCUAAGCCCAACAUGAUCUCCUUAUUGGAGCAAGGGAAGGAACCUUGGAUGGUGCAGAAAGAGAUGUCAGAUGGUCAGUAUACUGACUGGGAGUCUUGGUAUGAAAUCAAGGAAUUAUCUCCAAAAUGGUACAUUGGUGAAGAGGAAAUAUCCCAGGGGAUGGUAAAGGAAAGACUUAGAAGUUAUGACGUUGAAUAUUCCAGUUUCAGAGAAGCCUGGAAAUAUGAGGGUGAAUUUGCGCGGCAUCAACAAAAGGAGAGGCAUUUCAGGCAAGUGACAGCCCUUAAGGAAAUCUCUGCUGUGAAAAUGGACAAAAAAUAUAAUAAUUCUGAGAGAAGUGUUCUCUUGAAAUCAGUACUUUCACCACAAGAGAGAGUUCCCACAGUACAGCAAGUACAUAAAUUUGGCAUUUAUGAUAAAAUGUUUCCCCCAAAUUCCGUCCUAAUUGAACGUAAAAGAUUACCUGCUGAGAAGGACUCUUUGACAGAUAAUGAAUGUGAAGAAUUCAACCAGAGUACAUACCAUAGUAAAGAUACAGGAAUUCGUCCUGCGGAGAAACCUUUUGAAAGUAGUGAUUUUUCGAAUCUCUUAAGUUUCCAUUCAUUAUUUACUCAGCAUCAAACAACUCAUUUUGGAAAAUUACCACGUGGAUUCAGUGAAUGUGAUGAUGCCUUUAGCUGUUACUCAUUCUUUACUCAACCUCAGAGAAUUCACACUGGAGAGAAACUGUUUGUAUGCAAUGACUGUGGAAAAGCCUUUAGUCAUGACUUCUUUCUCAGUGAACAUCAAAGAACUCACAUUGGAGAGAAACCAUAUGAAUGUAAGGAAUGUAACAAAGCUUUUAGACAGAGCGCACACCUUGCUCAACAUCAAAAAAUCCACACUGGAGAGAAACCUUUUGCAUGCAGUGAAUGUGGGAAGGCCUUUAGCCGUUAUGCCUUCCUUGUUGAACAUCAGAGAAUUCACACAGGAGAGAAACCAUAUGAAUGUAAGGAAUGUAACAAAGCCUUCAGACAGAGCGCACACCUCAAUCAGCAUCAGAGAAUUCACACUGGAGAGAAGCCCUAUGAAUGUAAUCAAUGUGGAAAAGCCUUCAGCAGACGCAUCGCCCUUACUCUGCAUCAAAGGAUUCAUACAGGAGAGAAACCCUUUAAAUGUAAUGAAUGUGGGAAGACUUUUGGCUAUCGCUCACACCUUAAUCAACAUCAGAGAAUUCAUACAGGUGAAAAGCCUUAUGAAUGCAUCAAAUGUGGGAAGUUUUUUAGGACUGACUCGCAACUUAAUCGACAUCAUAGAAUACAUUCCGGAGAGAGACCUUUUGAAUGCAGUAAAUGUGGGAAAGCCUUCAGUGAUGCUUUAGUUCUGAUUCAUCAUAAGAGAAGUCAUGCAGGAGAGAAACCCUAUGAAUGCAACAAAUGUGGGAAGGCCUUCAGUUGUGGCUCAUACCUUAAUCAACAUCAAAGAAUUCAUACUGGAGAGAAACCUUAUGAAUGUAAUGAAUGUGGGAAGGCUUUCCAUCAGAUCUUGUCCCUUAGGCUACACCAGAGAAUUCAUGCUGGAGACAAACCCUAUCAUUGUAACGAGUGUGGGAAUAAUUUUAGCUGUGCCUCAGCCCUUAGACGACAUCAGAAAAUUCAUAAUAGAGAAACUCUCUGAUUGUAACAAGUGUAUGAAAGAAAACAUUUAGUCACCACUCAGUCCUUAUUAAAUAAAUAUCAAUGAAUUCUUUGGUUAAUGAUUCUAUGAAUGUAGUAAAUAUGGAGAAGCCUUCAGUUUAUGAGCAUCCUUUAUUUGAAAUAGCCUGAAUCAUAGACAUCUGUUACUUUUGGAUCUAUUCUGUGCCCCAUUUAAAACUUACCUCGCCCUUAGUGCAAAUUAUUCUGAUGAAACUAUUAGGGAGAGCAGUGGAUUGGUCAUAGGCUGGCCACAGUCUGGUUAAUAAGGACUUGGAAGAUGGCCCUGUUUGCACCACUAAAACACUAGGGGGGCAUUAUUACAGAUAUAAGAAAAGAUCAUUUUUUCCCCUGGAAUUGCAAGUUUCAUGGAUUUAAAGGAUUUUUAAGGUUAACAACUCACCAUAGCUUUUUUUUUUUUUUUUUUUUGGUCACCGCAUGAGGAAAGCCUUCCCAAGAUCAGUCUAACACAGAGGAAAAUGGAGAUAAGAGACAAAUCUGAUGACAUUGUUUGAUCUUCUGAGUUCAAUCAUGCCUGAAGUCUAUACCAUCUUUUACUUUUUAAUUUCUGUGGUCCAAUAAAUUUCCUUUUUUUUUUCCCCUUAAUUUGAAUUGGAUUACUGCCUCUUGGAAUUACAGUCCUGAUUCAUACACCCUAUGUUUGCUGUACAUUUGAAAAAGCCUUAAUUUUUUAUGGCACAAUUAUCCUGAGAAACUCUGUAAACAAACAAGUAUUUGGAAGUUGAAUACACAGCCUUCAUGAAGCUGAGAGAAUUAUUAUGUUUUACUUGUUGAUAAAAAUUAAUUUGGUA